This is a messenger RNA of Mugil cephalus (flathead mullet), 1652 nucleotides long. It is a transcript of the gene hsd17b7, whose product is annotated as hydroxysteroid (17-beta) dehydrogenase 7. Gene Ontology annotation, molecular function: 3-beta-hydroxysteroid 3-dehydrogenase (NADP+) activity; 5-alpha-androstane-3-beta,17-beta-diol dehydrogenase (NADP+) activity; estradiol 17-beta-dehydrogenase [NAD(P)+] activity. Gene Ontology annotation, biological process: cholesterol biosynthetic process. Lineage: Eukaryota; Metazoa; Chordata; Actinopteri; Mugiliformes; Mugilidae. Gene Ontology annotation, cellular component: endoplasmic reticulum membrane. Bases 402 to 1454 code for a protein of 350 amino acids. The transcript has 8 exons. The record is from RefSeq and is a predicted model, not a curated record.
ACUCCACUGAACUUGAAACCACUUUAGACACAAAACAUGUCGCUUUUAGGGGCUUUUUGUCUGUUGAUGUAGCAUUGUAGUCUUUGUCAUCAGUUUGUGCUCAGCAAGACGAAUAUGGUGGUUUUGGUGACUGGGGCAAAUAGGUAAUGUGUAUUUGUUGUUUUCAUUACAAACCUCAGGUCUGGCAGCUUAGGUGUAGGAGAAGUAUAUUUUAGAAGACUCCCAGAUCUUUAACGAAAGUUUUCACAAGGCCUUAUUCUAAGUGUCCAAACUAUAUUGCUUGUAUUAAUUUUUAUUGGUUGGGCUUUCUGAGUCCUGGCUAAAACAAUAGUAUAUACUGUAUGUAAUCAUUUAAUUCGACCAAUUAAAGACAUGCCUGUCAGUGGUUAAGUUUUUUCAUAAUGGCAACAGUCACGUAUGCGUUUCUCUGCAGUGGCGUCGGCCUUGCACUGUGUGAGCGCCUCCUCUCACAGGACACAGAGCGUCUCCGGCUGUGUCUGGCCUGCAGGAACAUGCAUCGGGCCCAGGCAGCUCGCUCUGCUCUCCUCGCUGCCCACCCCACAGCCCAGGUGGACCUGCUGCAGAUGGACACCAGCAGCAUCUUCUCCGUCAUCAGAGCCGCACAGGAGGUCAGACUCAGGUAUGACCGGCUGGAUUACCUCUACCUGAAUGCAGGCAUCAUGCCAAACCCACAGUUUGAUAUGAAAGCCUUUUUUAAAGGCCUCUUCUCCAGCAAUGUUAUCACUAUGUUUGCCACCGCUGAAGGGAUUCUGACACAGAGGGAUGGUGUCACCCCUGACGGCCUGGGUGAAAUUUUUGCAACCAACCUGUUCGGCCACUUCCUUCUGGUCAGGGAGCUGGAGCCGAUGCUGUGCCACGCAGGCCGGACCUCCCAGCUGAUCUGGACCUCCUCUAGUAACGCUCAGCGCUCUGCUUUUAGCCUUGAAGACAUACAGCACCAGACGGGCACACAGCCUUACAGCUCCUCCAAAUACGCCUCAGACCUGCUCAGCCUGGCUCUCAACACACACUACAACCCACAGGGUUUGUACUCAUCUGUCAUCUGUCCUGGUUUUGUGAUGACCAAUCUGACCUACAGCAUCCUGCCCUCAUUCCCAGCCUUCCUCUGGACACUGCUUAUGCCCCUGUUUUGGCUUAUAAGAAUGUUCACCAACACUUUCACACUGACACCUUUUAAUGGUGCUGAAGCCUUGUUUUGGCUGUUUAAGCAGAAGCCUGAAUCACUGGACCCAUACGCCAAGUACCACAGCUUAACGUCAGGGCUAGGAAACAACUACACGCAACCACGUAAGAUGGAUAUUGAUUUGGGGACAUCGGAGUCUUUGUAUGAGAAGUUGCUGCAACUAGAAAGUGAAGUAAGAAGGAAAGUGGAGGAGAAAAAAAAAGAAGCGCAACAUGCCCACAGACAUCUUGCAGGAUCUGUAUCAUCUUGAUGCAAAUCAACAACUUGGAAAGACUAAAUCUUAGUUAGUCUUUAGUUAGUCUUCAUCUUAGUCAGAUGCUGCAGUAUUUUAAACUUGAUUUGUUUUUGCCAGAGAAAAUACCAGAAUUAUGCAUGUUUUUAAAAGCAAUAAAAUCAAGCUUUUCCUGUUCUGCGUGACCUCACUCUGCAAAUUAAAACAUUAAAUGAG